GAGGAAAUGGACGAAAACAUUCAGAUUGGAGAUAAGGGGAAGAAAGUCAAGGAUCAGCCACUGAUUUGUUGCAUGCAACCGAAUUGCUCCCGUGUCAACAAGACUGAAAGAAUUGAAUUCAUAGUAGUAUGAAUAUGUACAACAAAGGAUAAUAGGUGUAGUAAUAGCGUCAGGUUUUGCGGUCAGAAAGACGACCGCCCCUUUUUCUCCACCACUAGGGUGGCGUGGCGGUGGAGGGUUGUCAGGCCCCGCCAUUGAUUCCAUUUUCCGCCCGCCCUUCUUUCUCUGCCGUUGCCAGUUACAUCGGGGCUCGGAGAAAAAAGUGCGGCUCCAGUUUUCCUCGAUCAGAUUCGCCAAUUCCCAACUACUCACUGAAAAUUGAUCGGAUAUAAACUAAUCAUCAAGCUAAAUAUAGAAAGAAAGUUGCAAUCUUUUUACCAGGCUGUAGGCCAUACAUAAGAAAGCUGCGCUAUUGUACUGGUGGACCAAAUGGGUGAUAAUGAGAUUGGGGACGAAGAGGAUCUCUCACGUGUUAAAUCUGAUGUGGGGAGAUGGCCUGUUUUCUAUUAUGGGGUCGGUCACAUGCUUAAUGAUAUCACUUCUUCUUGCUGGUUUACUUACCUCUUACUGUUCUUGGCAGACAUCGGACUCUCCCCAAGAGAUGCUGCAAUAGUCAUGCUUUCAGGGCAGGUAGCUGAUGGGUUUGCUACCGUUUUUACCGGGGAACUGAUAGACAGGUUUGGACGUUUCAAAGUAUGGCAUGGUGCCGGAUCGGUCUUAGUUGCAGUUUCAUUUUCCUCUGUUUUUGGAGGUUGCUUACCCUGUCGAAUCUUCAGUACCUGUUCUUCAGUGGUGGAAACCACCUCAUACAGUGUAUCUGCUGCAAUCUUUAAUAUGGGUUGGGCUGCUGCUCAAGUUUCACACAUGUCCAUGGUCAACUGCAUCUCACUAAAUUCAACCUCUAGAGUAGUCCUGACAAGCUGCCGGAAUGCUUUUACAAUGGUUGCAAAUCUAAGCCUCUAUGCAAUUGCCUUGGUAGUCUUCAGUGUUAUUACCGGAAAAUCCCAUGCUGAUAUUCAGAAUCAGGCGUACCUUGCUUUUUAUGUUAUUCAAGAUUUGCGCAUGGCCCAGUCAGCUAAAGCUUUGGUUCCUGCAAUCCUCUAUAUCAGCAGCUUUGUAGUCUCUAUCAUGAUGCAGGAAGUAUCAUGGACUGGCCGACGCCUGAAAGCUUACUUUUCCAUCGGUGGAAUCCUUUGGAUCUUUUGUGGUGCAAGCAUCAUUCUUUUACCUUCCAGCAUGAAAGUUUUCAUGUACGUCAUAUCGGCAUUCAUUGGCGUAGCUAAUGCUCUGAUGAUGGUAACGGCAGUAAGCAUGCAGAGUGUCCUGGUUGGUUCGGAUCUCAACGGCUGUGCUUUCGUUUACGGAUCCCUGAGCUUCCUUGACAAGAUUUCUUGUGGGAUUGCACUUUAUGUUCUUCAAUCAUUUCAAAGCGGGGCCGCACCAGUAGCCCCAGCAGUAGAGGAUGGCCUAUCUUCUUCAGGUUAUGUUUCAGUAACAAGAUAUGGUCUAGGUCUGGUUCCGGCUGUUAGUUCGCUUGUGGGAGUUGGCGUGACAUUGACAAUGAAGCUCCAUACACAUUCAGGAUCACUCACAAAGCCAUUGUUGGAGUAACUCAAAUUGCGAGCACACGCCAUAGCUUCCUUCUGUUCCUGUCGUUUGAACUAGUUCAUGGAACCAUGAAUUAACCACCCCUCACAUACAGGAACCAAGUUGGAUCUUUGACUCUGUACAUUUUUGUUGGAACACCUUGCAAAUAUAUAUAUGUUAUCAACCCAUAUCAUUGUAAAGUUACAUCAACAAUUUGAAAGAAGAUUUGAAUUGUUCUCAUACUCGCAAAUCCCUUUGUCCAUCAGGCAUCAUACAUGAAAUCCUUACAAAGUAACAUCUUGAAAACUUCUUUUGAACAGCUCUCGUACAACAAUCACGAAUCAGUUCUCUGUCAUCUUCGUAGAAGAAGGUAGGCGGGAUACGUGAGAGAAGCGGACGGCUGAAAAUAGCAAACCGUUUCUCUUACUAGUUUUGUACAGGCAGGAAUCAGUGUUCGUCAUUUAUGAAUGGUUUAUUGCAGAGCAAAAGGAAAAUAGUCCUUGUAAAUCUAUGUUGAACCAUGUCAAAGUCCCUUUCAAAUAUUAAUCUUAGCUUAAACAAAGCAUUGUGUACCAAGGCAACCUAUUGCUCUCGUCCUACAGAAA
This is a messenger RNA of Linum tenue, 2252 nucleotides long. Lineage: Eukaryota; Viridiplantae; Streptophyta; Magnoliopsida; Malpighiales; Linaceae. The record is from the annotation of a GenBank genome assembly.